Molecule: messenger RNA, 1350 nt
Organism: Uloborus diversus
Lineage: Eukaryota; Metazoa; Arthropoda; Arachnida; Araneae; Uloboridae
Product: transcription factor AP-4-like
Exons: 1
Coding region: 127-1350 (407 amino acids)
Biological process (GO): regulation of transcription by RNA polymerase II
Cellular component (GO): nucleus
Molecular function (GO): protein dimerization activity; DNA-binding transcription factor activity, RNA polymerase II-specific; RNA polymerase II cis-regulatory region sequence-specific DNA binding
Source: RefSeq, a predicted model, not a curated record
CCGCACAAAAGACGAGACCGUGAAUUGAGGUGUAAUAGCGUGCUACUACUACGGAUUUUACUCUGAUAACGAAAAAAAUAUCAGUGUUAAUUCUGAUUUUUAAUCAUUGCGAAAGAUUCGACAGCUAUGGCGUUUUAUCAUCGGAAUGAUGAAAGAAAACGGCUUCCCCAUGAUUUUCGACGACGGGAGGAAGAAGUUGUGGAUAGUUUAUGCAGACUUGGCAACCGGCCUGUAUCACCAAGAAGCCUUUUAGAACAGGAAAAAAGAAUUCGGCGGGAAAUCGCCAACAGCAAUGAGCGGCGGCGGAUGCAAAGUAUCAAUGCAGGAUUUCAGUCAUUACGAACUUUACUACCUAGAAGGGAAGGAGAGAAUCUUAGUAAAGCUGCCAUUUUACAGAACACAGCUGAUUACAUAUACUCCUUGGAACAGGAAAAUGCCCGCCUUUUAGAACAAAACUCUCAGCUGAAGAGGAGGGUGUUAAAUAUCCCAAGCAAUCAUGACAGUGAUGGAAGUUGUUCGGAUUCUCCUUUGCCAAAGCGUAAAAAGCACGGUAGCGAUUCAGCAGAUGAAGGAAUUAGCAUCCCAAGCCCAAGGUAUGAUAUUGGAGCAGAUGAUUUAAAACGCAAUCUUGUUGAACUUAAACUUUCUCUGGAACAAGAGCGAGGCUUGCGCAUGAACUUAGAAGAUCAAAUUAAGAACCUGAAGUCACAGUUAUUGUCUGGAAAAUGUUCUGAAACGAACUUGGCUGGCAAUGAGUGCGAAAAUUAUACAAAUGUGUUAGAAAGCAUAAAAAAAGAAACUCCUACUGCUACGGAUAUGGUUUUGAACAACGAUUUAAAUGCCCCUGUCACGUAUAAUAGCAGUGCUGACUGUGACAGUUCAUAUCAGAUGUCAGUUCGCGAUACGAAUUCGAAUGUUCUUAUAAAUGUUCCUAUUGCUUUCACAAAAAAUGCAACUGUGUUGCUUCCAUGUGUUGGCGAAACAUCCAUUCCUGUUGUGACAUCUAAUGUCAUUUCCUUAGCUCCUAUAACUUUAGGUGCAGUUCCUGCCGUUACUGAAUCUGACAGUGUAUUACCAUCGAAGUCAUACAAACAUUGUUCGUCUAGACCGAAUCUUGAGACAAUUGUGGAAGCUAUUCGACAUGUAGAAGGAGAUCAUGUUUUUCAGGAUGAUCCUUCCCCAACAUUAUCCAGUAUUGUUCAAUGCAGCGAUGAAAGUGUUGUAUAUCCUGAUGCCGAUGAACAAACAAACACUCGUGUGCUUAAUAAUGAGUACCGCCAACAAGUUAUCCAAAGUACACCCACUUUACAACCAUCUAGACCUGGUGUUAUUGUUGUCAAUCGUACGUAA